GUUCAAUAAAAAUUCAAAGGAUGCCAGCCCUGCACUUGAGUCUGCCAGCGAGUAGCCGAGCAGCGCUUCUUUAUCAGCCGGAGGUCCUGCUGGGAGUCGACGGCUUUGUUCUGCUGGAGCUCAGACACCAACCGGAGCCAAGAUGCCCAAAACGGUCAACGUUCGCGUCACCUCCAUGGAUUCAGAAUUGGACUUUUCCAUCCCUAAAAGCACCACCGGGGGGCAGCUCUAUGAGCAGGUUGCCAGAACCAUCGGUCUGCAGGAGACGUGGUACUUCGGGCUGCAGUUUGUCGACAACGAAGGAUUGCUCAAGUGGAUCAAAGAUAGGAAGAGGGUGACGGAUCACAAGGUGAAGAAGGAGGUUCCGCUGCAGUUCAAGCUGAGGGUGAAGUUUUACCCGGAAAAUGCCGAGGAGCUGAUCCAGGACUUGACCAGGAAGCUCUUCUUCCUGCAUGUGAAGGACCUCAUCCUGUCCGACCACAACUGCUGUCCCCCGGACACGGCGGCGCUGCUGGCUUCCUACGCCGACCAGGACAAGGAGGAGGCCAUGAUGGAGUACCUGAAGAUCGCUCAGGACUUGAAGAUGUUUGGCGUCACCUACUUUGAGAUCAAGGACAAGACGGGAACUGACAUGUGGCUGGGAAUCGACGCUCUGGGACUCAGCGUCUACGGGAAGCUCAACAGGCUAUCUCCAAAUCUUAGACUUCCCUGGACUCAACUUAGCAACAUUUCUUACACCAAAGCGGAAUUACGCAUCAAGAUGCUGGACAAGAAUGCUCCUAAUUAUGUAUUUUACUCCUCUCCCUUGAGAACCAACAAGCAGAUAAUUGAACUGUGCAUGGGCAACACACAACUGUACAACCGCCGCCGCCAGCUAAAACCGAACCCACAUCAUGAGGACGGACGGUAGUGGGUUUGCAGCGAGGACGUUUGUGAUUCAAGAUCUGCGCUGACCCUUCAGUAACCAUCGUGGACGGCUCUCCAGCUGCACGAGGUUAAUCAGUGGACGCCUCUCUUGAGUCCAUUAAUCAUCUGACGUUACAAAUCUGAACAGCACUUUCUCCAUUCCAGGGUCAGCACAUUCAAAUUCAAGCUCAUGCCUCGCAAUGAGCAGAAUUAAUUUUAUUGCUGUGAAAUCCUGCUUUUUUAAAAAAAAUUUAACUUCUUUAGGCAGAUAAAAAGCAACCGCAAAGAGCAACUUGGAUGAUUUAUACUUGGUUAUGUAGAAAAAGAUGAAAGUGGGAGGAAAGGCGAGAAGAUGAAUUUGUCGAAAAAGUAGAAGAUGAGAUGUGAUUAUCUCGUGUUUCCUCUUCCUCCUAUUUUCCAAUGUCCUCUGUAGACGCAUGAAUAAAUGAAUGAAUUUCACUUGUAUUUCUCCAUCCAUCCAUCCAUCCUGUCAUCCCAUGACACUCGGCCUCCUCUCACUUAUUCCCAUUAAAGCUCCUGUCACCUGC
Amphiprion ocellaris (clown anemonefish) is the source of this 1454-nucleotide messenger RNA. RefSeq names its product ezrin-like. Lineage: Eukaryota; Metazoa; Chordata; Actinopteri; Pomacentridae. The transcript has 7 exons. Bases 143 to 910 code for a protein of 255 amino acids. Gene Ontology annotation, biological process: positive regulation of protein localization to early endosome; regulation of organelle assembly; regulation of cell shape. The record is from RefSeq and is a predicted model, not a curated record. Gene Ontology annotation, molecular function: actin binding; cell adhesion molecule binding. Gene Ontology annotation, cellular component: apical part of cell; cytoskeleton; filopodium.